AAGAAAAGAUCUAAAUUUGCAGCCACCAGUUGUUAUUGUUUAGCUUUUCUCUUAGCCUUUGGUUAUAGACCUUGGUUUUCUAGCCGAGUUGCCGUGUUCAUUCGUGUUACAUAAGUUCCGAAUACAUAAUUGUUGUGUUACUUGUUAAUACAUAUUUGUUGUGUUAAUUGUGCGCUUUUGGGAUACAUUUAGUUGUUUAUCUCAGCAUCCUCCAUCCCACUGUAUAUAUUGUAUAUAAAAUGGACUCCUUAAAGUUACCUACUACUGCAGCCAGAGCUAAUGCUUUCACUGCUCCAGGAUCCCUUUCAUUUCCUCAAGGUAUUGAAGGAAAAAAUCAGCAGGAAAAUACCAAUGGUGAUGCUUCUUCUCAACAAGAGGAUUCAAUUACCAAGAAGGAAGAACCAACCGAUGGUAUUUCUGUUAAAGAACCAAACCAAGAAGAAGAAGAAGGGGCUAUUUCUGGUAUAGUUCCAACUUUACAAAAUAUUGUUGCUACCGUUAAUUUGGAUUGUCGUUUGGAUUUGAAAACAAUUGCUUUGCAUGCCCGUAAUGCCGAAUAUAAUCCAAAACGUUUUGCGGCGGUUAUUAUGAGAAUUAGAGAACCUAAAACUACCGCUUUGAUUUUUGCUUCUGGUAAAAUGGUUGUUACUGGGGCUAAAUCCGAAGAUGAUUCUAAAUUGGCUUCAAGAAAAUAUGCAAGAAUUAUUCAAAAAUUGGGUUUCAACGCCAAAUUCACCGAUUUUAAAAUUCAAAAUAUCGUUGGUUCUUGUGAUGUUAAAUUCCCAAUUAGAUUAGAAGGUUUGGCUUUUUCCCAUGGUACUUUCUCUUCUUACGAACCAGAAUUAUUCCCCGGGUUGAUUUAUAGAAUGGUUAAGCCAAAAAUUGUCUUGUUGAUUUUCGUUUCUGGAAAAAUUGUUUUAACCGGUGCAAAACAAAGAGAAGAAAUUUAUGCUGCUUUUGAAUCAAUUUAUCCGGUUUUGAGUGAAUUCCGUAAAUCUUAAUGUAUUUUAGUCCUGUUCCCUUACUCACCCCCAUUUGCAUUUCCUUAAUCCUUCAUUUCAAAUUUCUUUUCAAGUGUAUUUAUCCUAUUAUUUUCCCCUUUAUGUCAUCUUUAUUUGUAACGACUUAAACAACUUUGAAAAACAGAAAAAAUUAUAAAAAAAGAAUAUCUACUAUAAAAACCAAAAAAAAAAAUUAUUCGC
Messenger RNA from Hyphopichia burtonii NRRL Y-1933, 1202 nucleotides. It is a transcript of the gene TBP1, whose product is annotated as TATA-binding protein. Gene Ontology annotation, biological process: DNA-templated transcription initiation. The record is from RefSeq and is a predicted model, not a curated record. The coding region runs from base 240 to 1001 and encodes 253 amino acids. The transcript has a single exon. NCBI's taxonomy places the organism in Eukaryota, Fungi, Ascomycota, Pichiomycetes, Serinales, Debaryomycetaceae. Gene Ontology annotation, molecular function: DNA binding; RNA polymerase II general transcription initiation factor activity.